AUGAAACCCACCACUGUUAUAGUAGCAGCGUUGCACUUAUCAACAGCCUCUGCAGUAGCAAUCCACAUCUCCAUCAGUGAUGAGAUCAACCAAGCCUUCACACGUGUGAAAAACACCGUGAAUCCAGGAGCUUUGACAUUCAAGGCAGGAGACGAUGGUACUGAAGAGCCCUACGGACUCACAAUUAAGAAAUCCACAGAGGCCGACAUCCAAGCUCAUGUAACCCAAGACUUCCUCUCCAAAUUACCCUCAAAUAUUACCUUCACCGAUUCGAUCUUCGAUUUCAUGAGCCAGAAGAACAAGCAGAGUCCCAAAGGCAAAUACAACGAAGUCGACGUCAAGAUCCCCGCUGUGGUCUCCUGCACGCCCCGAGUGUCUGAAUUCGGCACGUUUUCGGAGGAUCGGUAUGGGUCUCCCAAGAUCUUACAUUGCUAUAGUGGCAUGGAUAGUGACGGAAAGUGUCGUAAGAAAAUAAAUAUUCCUGUUAAAGACACAUAUAGCCCGCAGGAGUAUGUCGCUAUAGCUAGCGUUGCUGAGAGGGACAGCGGCGUGUUGAUCACCGCUAAGACUACGUAUGACUGGAUACCAUCCUACUUCAACCCCGCGAACCCCAGUGCCACAGAAUGGGAAUUCACCUGGAAACCCGAUGCCUCUCAAUCGGACGGGUUCCCGUAUGAGCUCGAAUCAGAAUCAUCAUGCAUGCUUGGAAUGGUACAUGUCGAGCUGGAUUGCAUCGUCGAAACCCGCCGCUACUGGUGGGACACAACCUGGAGUUCGUCGCACGGGUGGCUUAAGCUCGAAUACCAGACCAACCGGCACGAAUCCUCACAACCUUAUGCCAACGCCGCGCACAAAGGCGGAGAGCAAUAUUGCACAUUCGACUGGGUUCUCGACAAAUUCUGGUGGGAUUCUGUGUACGAAAAAGAUAUGUGGAAGCCUAUUCUGAGCAGUGAUGGGUACCGCGGGUUUGUGUACUUGGGCAAUGGGACGAAGUUGGAGGGCGCAAGAAUGCAGAAUAGUAACUCGUUUAUGGGCCCGUUUAGGGAUGAUGAGAUGAUUGUGCAUAGGCAUGAGAAUGAUAAGGGAAAGAGGAACAGGAUUUGGAGGUGUGUUCCUGCGAGGCGGGAGAGUCAGGUGGUUAAUAUGACAAUUCCGCUGAAGGGGGCGGAGGGUCAGCUUCAAGGAUAUUUGGGCUGCAUUGAGGGGGAUGAUCUUUGGCAUGGUGGUGAUCCAAGACUGAUGACAGGCGGUCGAGAUAGUGAUGGAGAAUUGUGA
Cadophora gregata is the source of this 1275-nucleotide messenger RNA. RefSeq lists its product as uncharacterized. The coding region runs from base 1 to 1275 and encodes 424 amino acids. The transcript is spliced from 2 exons. Lineage: Eukaryota; Fungi; Ascomycota; Leotiomycetes; Helotiales; Ploettnerulaceae. The record is from RefSeq and is a predicted model, not a curated record.